Molecule: messenger RNA, 1383 nt
Organism: Cooperia oncophora
Lineage: Eukaryota; Metazoa; Nematoda; Chromadorea; Rhabditida; Trichostrongylidae
Source: the annotation of a GenBank genome assembly
AUGUUGCCAGAAAAACCAAGCAGAUUUUUGAAACAGCCUUUACAGGACGGUCUUACCGCUGAGAUACUGGCCUUGGCUUCUGAACACACACAUGUGGCAUCUCUUCUCUCAAAAAUAAAAUCGGACAGUGUGCGAGAGAACUUCAUCGAUCAGCUUUGUCCACUUCAUGCUCCACUCAGACGAAUUAAACUGAAAUUGUUUGGACAUUCACAAACAGGAAAAUCGCGCUUGAUUCAGUCACUCCAUUCCACGCGAGGAAUUACAUCGACAAUCAUCGGUACAGUACAUCUUGUUUUCGUUUCAGGAGCUUACGCCACAUUUCUAAAGAAUUUACCUUCAGAUGCGGUUUCGCGCCGAAUUUCCGACCAUUACAGUCCAAGUAAUACGAUGAAUAAAGGAUGUGGCGAGUUUUCCGUAUGGGAGUUUGGCGGUUAUGAGCCUUACCACAUGGCUUACGAUCAUUUCGUUGGCAACACCGACUGUAUUCAUGUGGUACUGUUCAAAGCCACCGACAGUACGGAAGAACAGUACAAACAGGUUUUGUACUGGAUGAACUUCCUCAAAGGACGAGUCACACCCACUGAGCCUAUCGGACAUUGUGGAAUCAUCUCCCGACGAUCAAAGGUGGUGAUUGUUGGAACGCACGCUACCCCAGCACUUUUCCCAACGAAAAAUUCCGACGGCGAAUUCGAGUCGUCAGACACGGAAGCAAUGUUGAAGACGGUACGGCUCCGUUUCGAGACCCAUUUCGAUAUCUGUGAUAAGCUGCUGCUCCUCGACUCGACGAAUCCAUCUUGUGCUGGAAUGAGGGCGUUGAAGGCUUACCUGAAGGAGACCAGAAGCACCAUCAUUUCGCGUCUGCAAAAACCGAUCGGACUUCUUGACGCCACGAUGCCGUACCUGCAAUCGAUGCGUAAGCAGCACGCCAAUUUCCCGGUAGUUUCGUGGCCGACGUUUGCCUCCAUAGUCCGAACGGACGUAAAUCCGCUCACCGGGGAUGCGCACUGCCGGCAGCUUAUUCAGCAACUCCAGCUGAUUGGAGAGGUGGUAUAUCUGCGGGACGAAACAGCUGAAAUGGACUAUGUUGUGCUGAAUCCAGAAUGGCUUGGUACGCAUAUUAUUGGGCAGCUGCUCAGCGCUGAAUUCCUUUCCAGAUGCCGAAUCAACGGCAUUUACUCCUUGGAGCACUUCGCGCCCAUCUUUCCGGAGAUCCCCGAGCCAACGGAUCUUUUGCGGAUGUUGGACGUACUCCAGCUGUGUGCACCAGCUGAACCGGAUUCCGAAGAGACAUUCGAGUUUCCUGCUUUCAUACUAGCCACCGAAUCACCUGAUGUGUGGACUCGCAACAAAUCCACCUACGUCUAUGGAGGUGAGAGAUCUUCA